AUGUAUCGUUUUGCUAAAACACUUUCACGAACAGCAGUAACACCACUUAUUCAACAUGUUGUACGUCGUUCAUUGGCAAAAGAAAUUAAAUUUGGUUCCGAUGCACGAGUACUUAUGUUACAAGGUGUCGAUAUUCUUGCUGAUGCUGUUGCUGUUACUAUGGGUCCUAAAGGACGAAAUGUCAUACUUGAACAAAGUUGGGGUGCACCAAAAAUUACAAAAGAUGGUGUUACAGUUGCUAAGGCGAUUGAAUUAAAAGAUAAAUUUCAAAAUAUUGGUGCUAAACUUGUUCAAGAUGUUGCAAAUAAUACGAAUGAAGAAGCUGGUGAUGGUACAACAGCUGCAACAAUUCUUGCACGAGCUAUAGCUAAAGAAGGUUUUGAUAGAAUUUCACGUGGUGCAAAUCCAAUUGAAGUACGUCGUGGUAUUAUGCUUGGUGUAUCAACAGUUGUUAAUGAACUUAAACGUAUGUCAAAAACUGUCACAACACCAGAAGAAAUAGCACAAGUUGCAACAAUAUCAGCUAAUGGUGAUUCAUCUAUUGGUGAUAUUAUAUCAAAUGCAAUGAAAAAAGUUGGCAAAGAUGGUGUUAUUACUGUUAAAGAUGGUAAAACAUUAAUGGAUGAACUUGAAAUAAUUGAAGGAAUGAAAUUUGAUCGUGGUUAUAUAUCACCUUAUUUUAUUAAUACAACAAAAGGUGCAAAAUGUGAAUUUCAAGAUGCUUUUCUUUUAUUAAGUGAAAAAAAAUUAUCAUCUGUACAAGAACUUAUUCCAGCUUUAGAAUUAGCUAAUAGUCAACAGAAACCAUUACUUAUUAUUGCUGAAGAUAUUGAUGGUGAAGCACUUACAACACUUGUUAUUAACAGACUUAAAGUUGGUCUUAAAGUAUGUGCCAUAAAAGCACCUGGUUUUGGUGAUAAUCGUAAAAAUACAUUACAUGAUAUAGCUAUUGCUUGUGGUGGUACUGUAUUUGGUGAUGAAGCUAAAUUAAAUAAACUUGAUGAAAUAACUGCAAAAGAUUUUGGUCGUGUUGGUGAAGUUAUUGUUACAAAAGAUGAUACAUUAAUAAUGCGUGGUAAAGGUGAUCUAUCAGCUAUAGAACAACGUGUAAAUGCACUUAAAGAUGAAGUGUCUGAAACAAAUUCUGAAUAUGAAAAAGAAAAAUUACAAGAACGUUUAGCAAAAUUAUCCAAUGGUAUUGCUGUAUUAAAAGUUGGUGGUGGUAGUGAAGUUGAAGUUAAUGAAAAAAAAGAUCGUAUUACGGAUGCAUUAAAUGCAACACGUGCAGCUAUUGAAGAAGGUAUUGUACCUGGUGGUGGUGUUGCUCUUUUAAGAUGUCUUAAAGUAUUGGAAGGCAAUAUUGGUACUGUAAAUGAAGAUCAAAAAAUUGGUAUUGAUAUUGUACAAAAAGCUCUUCGUAUGCCAUGCUCAACCAUUGCAAAAAAUUCAGGCAAAGAUGGUAGUAUAAUUGUUGAAAAAGUACUUGGAUCUCCAUUUGAAAUUGGUUAUGAUGCACAACGUGAUGAAUUUGUUGAUAUGGUUAAAGCUGGUAUUAUUGAUCCAACUAAAGUUAUUCGAUCAGCAUUACAAGAUGCUAGUGGUGUUGCUUCAUUAUUAAUAACAGCAGAAGCUGUUGUUGUUGAAUUACCGAAACCGGAAAAAGAUGCUGUUCCAUCUAUGGGAGGCAUGGGUGGUGGCAUGGGCGGAAUGGGUGGAAUGGGUUUUUAA
This is a messenger RNA of Rotaria sordida, 1728 nucleotides long. NCBI's taxonomy places the organism in Eukaryota, Metazoa, Rotifera, Eurotatoria, Philodinida, Philodinidae. The record is from the annotation of a GenBank genome assembly.